Molecule: messenger RNA, 1362 nt
Organism: Pieris macdunnoughi
Lineage: Eukaryota; Metazoa; Arthropoda; Insecta; Lepidoptera; Pieridae
Source: the annotation of a GenBank genome assembly
AUGAAGCAUUAUGAUGCCAUAUUAAGUUAUGUCUGCGGCUUACGAUCCUCUCCCACCACACCGCAAGCGCCGCGCACGCCCGGACACGAUCGCCAAUUUAGUCGCGUGCGAGCACUUGCUUUUAUUGGGUGUGUUUUGGUAUCUAUCUUCUUUGCAAUGGCGAAUGAAAACUUAGCGGGACCGAGUUCGUGUGCUCCGCUGUUGAGUACUUCAUCGGAAUCAGAUGAAGACGAAUAUAAAAUCACAGAGCAUACGAAAAAACGUCGAAGGCAAAAUAAAGUUUGGGUUUUUGAAAGAAAAUUUAUAACUGUGCGGAGCGCUGAGGAAUUUAUCAAAAAUGAGAAGACCUGGUCAAUACAAACAAUUCAUACGACUGAAGAAGGAGUAAAACGUUACUAUCGUUGUAACAAAGUGAAGCUUCGGGCUGAAAUUCAGUGUUCUGCCGCGAUUUAUCUUUUAUUUGACGCAUCGUGUGAUGAUAUAUUAUUAUUUCGUACUGAAACAUGUCACGACCAUGAAAAUUCUGACUGUCAGUCGACUAGGGGAAUAAAUGAGGCAACGAAAAAGGAAAUAGAAAAACUAUUCGAACUGCGUUUGAAACCUAAAUCUAUUAUGAAGAACUUAAGUAAAAUUAAUGGACUAGUUCUGCCGACUAAGUUACAGUUAAACAAUUAUCUUAAAAUCAUACGUAAGAAAAAAUACGGGCCAUCGGUAAUAAGCUUGGGACAGCUUGAAUUAUGGUUAAAAGAAAACUCUGAAAUACCUGAUGACGGUCACGAAGUUUUUGUUUUGGCGUAUGAAAUUUCUGAAGAUGAUUUAGAUCAGAACUUCCGGUUCAUGUUAACGACGAAAUAUUUAAUUGGUCUAUCACGCCAAUGUUCUGUUCUUCACGCGGAUGCCACAUAUAAGCUCAUUUGGCAAGGGUUUCCAGUACUUGUGAUUGGAACUACAGACAGAGAUAAACAUUUUCACCCAUUUGGAUUAGCUGUGACAACAGCUGAACGAACGGAAGACUUCAUAUUUUUAUUUUCCGCAUUAAAAAAAGCAGUUUUCUCAAUAUUUUCAUACACUUUAAGUUGUAAAGUUUUGGUCUGUGAUGCAGCGAAGGCUAUACAAACUGCCUUUGCGUGCACAUUUGGAACAGAUACAGUCAUAAGAAUGUGCUGGGCGCAUGCGAAAAAGAAGAUGCAAACAAGAGUAGAGCAAAGUGUGCAAAAGAAAUCCCAAAAAGAGAUCUUACAAGAUAUUGAUGCUUUACAGUGUGCCUCAACUCAGGAAAUAUUUGAUCGAGCCAGCGAAAAAUUUUUGGACAAGUGGAAAGCCGAAAAGAUUUUGUUACAUACUUUGAAAAUGAAUGGCUAA